UACCAUCACCCGUGAGAGGGGGGGAGCCGAGAGUUAGACGAAGAGCUUUCACCAAUAUCACAUCGCCAUUUAGUCGUUAGAUAGCCAUUGUAGUUGUCAGUUUAGGAUAGUCUUGCAAUUUGAACGCUUUUAUUAAAUAUAUGCAAAAUAUUGGCCUCCUAACGGAUACUUUUCAUAAAAGCAUAGUUGUCCCUCCCCUAAAUGGUAGUAAAGUAACGUUAUCCGUGUCUCUUGAUUGACGGGUCCAUAUUUCUUUUCCUGAAAGAACGGUAAAAAACAUUUUUUUUUAAAUAAAGCCCUGUGAAACUGAAGAACGGUCAGCGAAAAAUAACGGAGGUGGAAGAAAUUGAAAUAUCAAGAAAGAUUGUUGGGAGCAUCCGAGGGACAAGUGUGAAAACAAGAAAUCACUGAAAAAGAGACAAGAGUUGUGUCAUUUGCAUAUUUCUUUAGACGUCCUUAUUUUGUCAGAAUUUUUGUUGUUGACUUAGGGACUUGAACAAGUGACGCCAUGACGACGGAGAUGCAGGAGAUCGCCAUCACAGAGGAAAAACCUUUACUUCCUGGUCAGCCCGAUCCUACAAAGGAUGUUGAGGCUGCAGCUCGGAUACUGUUGGACCAGGGCCAGGAACACAGUAUUGAGACUCCACAUGGUCUCCUCCACGUGACUCUCCAUGGAACCUCCAACACACGCCGUCCCGCCAUCCUCACCUUCCACGACGUGGGCCUGGACAGUAAAAGCUGCUUCUCUCCUCUGUUUAUUGAGGAGAUGCAGGAGAUAGUGAAGAACUUUACCCUUGUCCACAUCGAGCCCUGGCCAAGAGGAGGGGCCACCGCCUAUCCUAUGGGAUACCAAUAUCCGUCCAUGGAGCAAAUUGCAGAGAUGAUCCCUGCUGUCCUGACGUAUUUCAAUUUCCGUACUGUCAUCGGAAUUGGAGUGGGAUCGGGUUCUUACAUUCUCUCCAGGUUCACAAUUGCCCAUCCAGACUCAGUUGAAGGUCUGGUUCUCAUCAACAUGGACCCUGAGACCAGAGGGUGGAUGGACUGGGCGGCCCAGAAGAUCACUACCCUGACCUCCUCCCUCACAGAGCAGAUCCUGAGUCAUCUCUUCAGCCAGGAGGAGAUGUCAGCGAAUGCAGACCUGGUGAGGUCACACAGAGAUCGCAUCUCUAAAGCCCCCAACCUCAUCAACAUUGAGCUGUUCUGGAGAAGCUACAACAGCCGCAGGGAUCUGAUCAUUGACCGUAACAGCAACUUCAAGUGUCCCGUGAUGCUGGUGGUUGGUGAUCAGGCCACUCAUGAGGAGGCUGCUGUGGAGUGCAACAGCAAACUGGACCCAACAACAACCUCAUUCCUCAAGAUGGCUGAUGCUGGUGGUCUUCCCCAACUCACCCAGCCCAGCAAACUGACUGAGGCGUUCAAGUACUUCAUCCAGGGGAUGGGCUACAUGGCAUCGUCCGUCAUGACCCGUCUGUCUCGUUCGCGCACCACCUCGCUGUCUUCCUCUUACUCCAUGGAGGGGGAGCGCGAGCGUUCUCGUACCCUGUCUCAGAGCUCUCAGGGUGGGCAGAUGCCCCCCAGCCCCUCCCAUACCAUGGAGGUGUCCUGCUGAAGAGAGAGAGAGAGAGAGAG
This is a messenger RNA of Salvelinus sp. IW2-2015, 1629 nucleotides long. NCBI's taxonomy places the organism in Eukaryota, Metazoa, Chordata, Actinopteri, Salmoniformes, Salmonidae. The record is from RefSeq and is a predicted model, not a curated record.